GGGGGGCUCCCUAAACGGGCUUGGGGGCUUAUAGGGGUAUAUGUCAUGUGGGGGUCAUCUGCAGGCCGCCGUCGCAGCAACAAGAUGGCGGAUCGGUCUGUAUGGAGAGAACCAGACUAGGGUCAGAGGAGGGGGAGGAGAGGGCCAGAGCUCCAGACAAGGAGAGGAGCAGGCAGUCAGUCCUGGUGAGGAAGAGUCCUGGCUGGGGAGAGACUGGAGCCCCAUCACCCCUGGAGCCUAGAGGACAGGAGAGACAGGCAGGAGGAGAGGAGAGGGAAGGAGAGAGAGCAAGGAACGAGCAAGGAGAGAGAUCGAGGGAGAGGUUAGGAGAGGAUGGAAGAGAGAAAGCGAGGGAGAAUUUACAUGGAGACCAGUCUGGAGAGAGGGAUGACAACCCAAAAGAGAAAAAGACUAACCUCCAUGUGGAGAAAAGCGAGGGAUGCCAUGGAACAGAGGAAGAGGAGAAGAAGAAGAGUACCUCAGGAGAGAAGGAGCAGGAGUCAGAGAGAAGCCAGACUGUAGAAGGACAGGUGGACCAGGGAGAGGCCCUCAACACAGACACACCAGCCCAUGCUGGGGUGAAAGGUGCUGGGCAUGGAGCAACAGACCGGCCGGGUCCCCUGGAAGCCUCCUCUGAGCUGCAGAAAGAAGGGAUCAGGCUGAAGAUAAAGAUCCCUCCCAACCAGAGGAGAGAGAACGUGCGAGAGCAGAAGGGGGAGGAGCAGGGAGAUGGGAGGUCUCUGCGGAGAUCGGCUCGGAUCUGCAGACCCAGCCCAAACAAGGUGGAGAGGCAAGACGCACCACCAGGGGUGAGGGAGGAAGAAGAAGAGAAGACUGCUCAAUGGCAAAAGAAGAGAGAAAACCCUGAGGGACAAAGCAGGACUGUAAAGAGCAGACGAAGACAUCGAGGCGCCCGCUGGUCAAAUACUCGAGCGAAGCGAUGCAAACUGAAUGAGGGAGGAGAGGAGGAGGAGGGGAGAGGGGGUGGGGGAAGUGGUUGUGACUCAGAUGACUCUAGCCAAUCAGAGGAGAUGCCUAAUGAAGAUCCCUGCAGCCACUGUGGACUCCCAAACCACCCCGAAUUGAUCCUGCUGUGUGAUUCAUGUGAUAGUGGUUACCACACCGCCUGUCUCAGACCCCCUCUCAUGGUCAUACCUGAGGGAGAAUGGUUCUGCCCGCCCUGCCAACACAAGCUGCUGUGUGACAGACUAGAGGAGCAGCUGCAGAAUUUGGAUUGCGCUAUGAAGAAAAGAGACAGAGCUGAGAGGAGGAGGGAGCGUCUGGUGUAUGUGGGAAUCAGUGUGGAGAACAUCAUUCCUCAGGAAGGGGAGGAAGAGGAGAAACAGGCAAAAAAGAAAGAUGCAAAAAAUACCAAAAAUCUGGGAAGGAGGUCUACCAGAACCAGGAAGUGUAUCAGCUACAGGUUUGAUGACUUUGAUGACGCCAUUGAUGAAGCGAUAGAGGAAGACGUCAGAGAUGCUGAUGGAGGAGGAGUGGGGCGGGAUAAGGACAUGGCCACCAUAUCGGAGGAGGGGAAGGAGAAACGAGGACCAACCACAGCUCAGGCCCCUCCCACCAGGAGCAGGAAGAGGCGGAGACUUAACGACCUGGAGAGCGACAGCACGGCUGCAGAGAGUGAGGAGGAGUUUCAGCUCAGCGCCAGUACGGAGGAGGAGUUUGUAGCGUCAGGUGAUGAGGAAGCAGCCAGUGAUGUGGACAGCUUUGCCAGUGACCCGGGCUUCGUAAGCCAGUCUACACGGGCACAGAGACGGGCACCUAAACAGAGAACCACCAGGACCUCAGCAAAGUGCAAGAAACACCCUCGCAGACGGAGGAGAGGAUGGGGGGAGGAGGAGAGUGAAGAUGAGGAAGAAGAGAUAGAGACCAGUGAUUUGAGUGACAGCGAUGAGGACAGGAAGAGGUGUGGUUUAAGGCGGGGCCGGAAGCGGGAGGUGAACUACCGCGAGACGUCGGAAUCUGAGGGUUCCCAGGCAACCACUAAUAAGGACAAGGCCAAAUCCGGCCGUCGUCUCUCCAGCUCAAACAGCGAUGAAUCCUCCCAUUCGAGAGAGUCUGAGGAGGAAGAAAAGAGGGGAAAGAGGUGGAGAGAAGAGGUGGAGGAGACUAGAACAAGGGGAAAGAAGAGGGGAGGAGAGAAGAUGGGCAGAGGGAAGCGGAGAGAGGUGUUGAUAGAACAGCGGAGGAAACAUCUAGCUCUGCUGAAGAAAUGCAGACCCUCCACUAAAGAUAAUGAGGAUGAUAAUGGGGAAUCGGAGUCGUCAUCCGAGGAAGAUCGUCCUAUCCGCAAACGACUGAACCGCAUCGACUCUGAUGAAGAGGGAAAAAAUAAGGAGGCAGAUGAAGAGGAGAAGAAGCUGAGAAAGACGUUGUCAAAAGACAAGGAAUCAAACAGCCCUAACAGACAGCAGGCCUCUAGAGGCUCAAUGAAGCCUGGGGCUGAGAGUGCAGCCUUACCCAGGGACAGAGCAGCCAGAGCUGGACAGAACAGGUCUAACAGUCCCCCACCUCCUGACCAGUCAGACACAUGAUGACAUACAGACUGUUACUUUUAGUUAUUUUUUUUACACUUUCUUGCCUUUCACCAAUGACUUUUCUCAUUACCUCAUCAUCAUCCCUCCUUCCGUUUCUCCUUCCCCUCCUCCCUAAACAGGAUGAGUAACUACUGGACCAAAUGCACUAGCACCAUCCAACACGCAGACACACAACACAAUACACAGCCAGAGGGUGAAGGACUGUCCUGACCUCCACCAGACAGACACCCACCUUAGCUGUUCUGGACUGUACAUAGUUGCUCUCUCUGCUCGGCUGCUGAUCCUGUAAAAUGCUAGAUGUUCCCUUCUCUCUUCUGUCUCCUUGUAAAAUAGUGUUCUAUAUUCCAUGAAGGAGAGAUCGAAUGGACUGGAGUGUUUAAUUAUCCCAAAAAAAGAGAGUUGGAUGUUUUAAACCAAUGGAAGAGCUGCUUCUGUUCUGCUGUGAACCAGGAAGAUAACGACUAGAAAGAGAUUCAUACAGGCUGAUUCAUCUCAAAUGGCACUUUGCAGAUUUGACCACAGUUACAACUACAGUUCUGCAUACAGUUGUAGUUAUAGCUACAGUACACUGGGGGCUGGCAGAUGGACACUGGCAAACCUAGCUAUGUUCAGUAAAUCAAUUCACUGUUGGUUGUUGUGUUAGUUGAAGUGUACCUCCUCUCACUCAGUGAGGACUGAAUAAUUCCUCCACAAUAGUCUACAACUCUUCAGUCCAGUCAAAACAUUCUACAUCCUACUACUAUUUGAGAGGAUGGGGGCAUACGCAUUAGUCAGAAAAAGGACUGAAACAGGGAGACCUACCUGAACUUGCUAAAUGUUUUGCUGCUGUGUGCCCUAAUGAAUAUGGCCCCAGGUGGGAAUGCUGUAUCAGGCCCUCAGUCCACUGUCUGUUUUUAUCAUUAGAGUUCUAUCUGAACUGCUUGUAGAUUCUAUCAUUCUAGUUCACUGUUCUUAUGUUGGUUUCUCCCCCCCAAAAUAUAAAAUCUUUUGAGAUGUUCAGUCUGAAAAAAAAAAAAAAAUCACCCGGUUUUUCAUCCAGUGUAUGUACAGUAUGUUUAUAGUUGGUGCUGUAACAUAGGUGUUUUAUAAGUUAUUAAAAACCAAUAUUCAAGCAUCUCA
Oncorhynchus tshawytscha (Chinook salmon) is the source of this 3671-nucleotide messenger RNA. Its product is annotated as remodeling and spacing factor 1-like. The record is from RefSeq and is a predicted model, not a curated record. Gene Ontology annotation, biological process: regulation of DNA-templated transcription. The coding region runs from base 102 to 2549 and encodes 815 amino acids. Gene Ontology annotation, cellular component: RSF complex. The transcript has 12 exons. Lineage: Eukaryota; Metazoa; Chordata; Actinopteri; Salmoniformes; Salmonidae.